CCGCCUAGAAUCGAUACAGAAUCGUGAAACUCUCUCAGUCUCAUUCAAUUUCGUUAGUGUAUAGUUAAGGAAAAUGUGAAUGGUGUGCCGCGAAAAAUCGAUAGAACCCUUAGCCGUGGGUUUUUUUCCUUCGAGUAAAAUGCGGUCGAUUAAGUGAAGAUAAUUUGAAGUUGUUGGAGUAAAUAAGUGAUCACCGAGAAAAAUGGCAGCAGCUCAGGGAACACCAGAGUCCGAUGCUGGUAGUUUUGAAUGCUUUCAGAACUACACAGCACCUGAAGUUUUUAUCCAGGGACUAGCAGGAAUUGUUGAUCAGCAAGACGUCGAGUCUAUGAUAAGAGCGCAAAAGCAAAUGCUACAGAGAUUCGAAAAGACCAACGAAAUGCUCACCAACUGCAAUCAGCUGUCAGUGAACAGGCUGAAAUCAGCUGGAAUUGAGUUGAAAAAACACACUGCUCUGCUGGUGGAGAUGAAGAAGGAUUUGGAUUAUAUUUUUAAGAAGAUCCGAGUCGUCAGGAACAAACUCAAUCAACAGUAUCCACAGGCAGUUAAUGAGGCUGUGAGGAGCAGUCUAGCGGAGGAAGUCCUAGUAGAAGACAUUGAUCAGGGACCAAAGCCCCUGGAGCCAGAAAUUGUGCCACUCUCAACAGCACCAAUCAACGAGAAAGACAGAGACGCUGAUUCUGAUGUUCCACUCGAGGAGUUUCAAUUCGCAAAGCUGCGUAAACGACGAAUUAAGAGUAACAACAGCUCAUCCACGGAUAGCAACAACGAGAAUAGUAAUCUGGAGGAAACGUCGUCAGACACUGGUUAAUCUAUAGAAAUUCUCACUCAAAUCCUAGAGAAUUAAAAAAAAAAGAAUAAGUCAUAUUUCAACGAACACGAAGAAAAUUAAGGAUGUUUAUCCAAAAUCGCAAGUAUCCUGAUAAAAAUAUCGAUCCAGCCAUCGGCCGUUACUUUUUAAAGAUUAGAUGAACAAAAGUAAAAUGGCAAAUAUAUUUUUUCACUCCAGUCCUCCAAAUUUUAUGUUGCUAUUCUUCAAGUAUUCUAAUUAGUAAAUCAUCAAUUAGAAUAUACAAUAAGAAAAAAUGUUGAAUUUUUAUUGAAGGGAUAUAUUCAAGAAAUGGUUAAACAUCCUGUUUGGCACUCAAUCCGUGAGACACCAGAUAUUGUUCGUCAGUCGGCCGAAAAGAACUUUCCUCAGGAUUGUGUUUGCAUUCCUCGGCUUUACCUCGGACUGUGAAAUCACAAUCGCAAUCGCAAAGUUUCCAACGGCCUAUAACGAAAUGAAUCCCGGAAAAAAUAUCCCCGGAAAAAAUAUCCUCGGAAAAAAUAUCCCCGGAAAAAAUAUCCCCGG
Fopius arisanus is the source of this 1354-nucleotide messenger RNA. Its product is annotated as kxDL motif-containing protein CG10681. Gene Ontology annotation, cellular component: BORC complex. Gene Ontology annotation, biological process: lysosome localization. The coding region runs from base 203 to 811 and encodes 202 amino acids. NCBI's taxonomy places the organism in Eukaryota, Metazoa, Arthropoda, Insecta, Hymenoptera, Braconidae. The record is from RefSeq and is a predicted model, not a curated record. The transcript has 4 exons.